Messenger RNA from Artibeus jamaicensis (Jamaican fruit-eating bat), 6114 nucleotides. RefSeq names its product CCR4-NOT transcription complex subunit 6 (gene CNOT6). Gene Ontology annotation, cellular component: CCR4-NOT complex; cytoplasm; nucleus. The record is from RefSeq and is a predicted model, not a curated record. Gene Ontology annotation, biological process: nuclear-transcribed mRNA poly(A) tail shortening. Gene Ontology annotation, molecular function: poly(A)-specific ribonuclease activity; protein binding. The transcript has 12 exons. Lineage: Eukaryota; Metazoa; Chordata; Mammalia; Chiroptera; Phyllostomidae. Bases 86 to 1759 code for a protein of 557 amino acids.
GUAUGGUGGUUCCACAGGUCAGACCCCGCUGCACUCACAGGGAGGAGGCGGCAGCGGCGGAGGCGGGCGGCGCACCCCUGGAGGCAUGCCCAAAGAAAAAUACGAGCCCCCUGACCCUCGGAGGAUGUACACAAUUAUGUCCUCUGAGGAAGCAGCAAAUGGAAAGAAAUCACAUUGGGCGGAGCUUGAAAUAAGUGGUAGAGUAAGAAGCUUAAGCUCAUCUUUGUGGUCGUUAACUCACCUGACAGCUUUGCAUUUGAGUGACAAUUUCCUGUCCCGCAUUCCUUCAGAUAUUGCCAAGCUUCACAAUCUGGUGUAUCUGGACCUGUCCUCGAACAAAAUCCGGAGUUUACCAGCAGAACUCGGAAACAUGGUAUCACUCAGGGAACUCCAUUUAAAUAACAACCUGUUACGAGUUCUACCUUUUGAGCUGGGGAAACUGUUCCAGUUGCAGACUUUGGGCCUGAAAGGAAAUCCACUUACCCAGGAUAUAUUGAACCUCUAUCUGGAACCAGAUGGAACAAAAAGGCUACUAAACUAUUUGCUUGAUAAUUUGGCAGGUACUGCAAAAAGAAUUUCAACGGAACAACCACCUCCAAGAUCUUGGAUUAUGUUACAAGAACCAGACAGAACAAGGCCUACUGCUUUGUUUUCUGUCAUGUGCUAUAACGUUCUUUGUGAUAAAUAUGCGACCCGCCAAUUAUACGGCUACUGUCCAUCAUGGGCACUAAGUUGGGAUUAUAGGAAAAAGGCCAUUAUUCAAGAAAUUUUGAGCUGCAAUGCUGACAUCAUAAGUCUUCAGGAGGUUGAAACAGAACAGUAUUAUAGUUUUUUUCUGGUAGAACUGAAAGAACGUGGCUAUAAUGGAUUCUUUAGUCCUAAAUCUAGAGCCAGGACAAUGUCAGAACAAGAAAGAAAGCAUGUUGACGGCUGUGCAAUAUUCUUUAAGACAGAAAAAUUUACUUUGGUUCAGAAACACACUGUGGAGUUCAACCAGCUGGCGAUGGCGAACUCAGAAGGAUCGGAGGCCAUGCUGAACAGAGUCAUGACGAAGGACAACAUCGGGGUCGCCGUGCUGCUGGAGCUGCGGGGCGAGCUGCUUGGGAUGUCGUCUGGAAAGCCGCAUCUGGGAACAGAGAGACAACUCAUUCUCGUGGCUAAUGCUCAUAUGCACUGGGACCCUGAGUACUCGGAUGUGAAGUUAGUGCAGACGAUGAUGUUUCUCUCGGAAGUGAAAAACAUUAUUGAUAAAGCCUCACGAAGCCUCCAGUCCAGUGUAUUGGGAGAAUUUGGAAAUAUUCCACUAGUGUUGUGUGCAGAUCUCAAUUCUUUGCCAGACUCUGGUGUUGUGGAGUAUUUGAGCACUGGUGGAGUAGAAACGAAUCAUAAGGACUUUAAGGAACUGAGAUAUAACGAAAGUCUUACAAACUUCAGCUGUAAUGGGAAAAAUGGGACAACUAAUGGAAGGAUCACGCAUGGUUUUAAGUUAAAGAGUGCCUACGAGAGUGGCCUGAUGCCUUACACAAACUACACGUUUGAUUUUAAGGGUAUAAUUGACUACAUCUUCUAUUCUAAGCCUCAGCUGAACACAUUAGGCAUCCUGGGACCUCUGGACCACCAUUGGCUAGUUGAAAAUAAUAUCAGCGGCUGCCCGCACCCACUCAUCCCCUCCGACCACUUCUCACUUUUUGCACAACUGGAGCUCUUACUGCCUUUCCUGCCCCAAGUUAACGGCAUUCACCUUCCCAGCAGGAGGUAGUCAAGUACCUUCAGAAGAUGACCUCAAUUUCACUUGUAAACUUAUAUAAAAUCUGAAUAUAGGGGAGUGAGGUAUGGCCACUAGGGAUUUUUUUUUCUUGAUGAUGAUUUGAGUUCUCAGUCUGAUUAUUUCAUAAGGAUGUAGUAUGAAAGCCAGGUGCUAGCAGUGGACAAAUUCUGAGCCCAGUAUGCUUUAUAUACUGUCAGACAGGGAUCGGCAUGUUCGCGCCUGUCUUUAAUUUGUUACAAGUGGUUUUCCUGUUUCUUCUAUCCAAAAUAAUAUUUUCAUGCCUUGAAAUAGGAAAAUGUGUGAACAGCGUAUUCUCUUUGCACAGAAAUCUGUAGCACUGCUUUUUUGAGGCCAGUAAUAACAUCCAGAGACCAAUCGUUCCAUACUUUACUCCCUCCUUUUUCAGACGUGUUUGUAAAAUAACAGAAUUUGAAUUUAGCCUUUAUGAUUGUAUAUGAUCCACAGAAGACCUGAUUUAUGAAAUUUUGUACUAAAAAAUCAGAUUUGGAAAUGAUUGUAUUGUAAACUAAGGCUAAGGUGUUUUUUUUUUGUUUUUGUUUCUGUUUUUUGUUUUUUACCUGUUUCAUGUAUUUUAAAGGCCAGCUUGUAAAAGAAGUUGCAACAGACUUUCUCUGCUGAUGAUUUGCACUGUUAGGGUUUUCUUGGCCCUUUUGUACUACUUUGUUUUUAAAUGGAGAACAUUGCUUUUUAAAACUGUUUAAAGCUUAGGACAUUUUUUCGGACCAGAGGUAACCUUAUUUGUGAAUUCCUGGGUUUUUACAAAAACUAUCUACCAGGACAGAUGAGCUGAGCAGUGAUGAUCUGUAGGCAUUUAUGGACUGAAUGUAAUGGUUGAUAUUUGUACAUUCUGAUAUUUUUAAACUUUUAACUUUUUUAAGUUAAAAAAUUACAGCUGCUUAGGUACAGCUUUUUAACUGCUUUCUGAGACACCUCCUGUCUAUCUCCACCGUGCCUGCCUGAACUGUCCUCGCCGAACAUUGCCUGUGCACGCAGAGGGGGUCUGUGCGUCCUCUUUUACAGUUUGUAGAUGCUGUCGAACAUUCGUGAGAGUUUUAUGAAAACGCUUUUGUACGAGCUGUGACUUUCUUCCCGUUGAGAAGCAUUGAAAUCACAUUUCGGAACCUGUUCGCGGGGUGGUGAACCCCUGGGCCUGUGCUCCCCAGACCCACGCGCUGCGUCUCGGUGUCACCGCACAGUGCCGUCCCCGGAACGCCGCUAUCAUGUGAUUCUCCUGUUGUCCGUGUGGUCCCUGGGUCUCCAUGUUUCGUUUUUUAAUCAUUCCUCUUUUUUUCUUAAAUAAUUUUCCAUUUUUGAAGCAGUAUAAAUGAGAUGUAUUUUCAAAACAGGUCCUUAAGACAGUUCUUCAGAUCAUUUUUUAAGUGACAGUCAUUUUAAUACGUCAACCAAGAUGAAAGUUACAUUGUACCCUGUGUGUUUGCCCAUAGUGCCAUUAGUAGAUGAGAAAUUGCAGCCAGCUCUACUUUUGCAAAGUUAACUUGUAUAUAUUCUGGUCGCAUUCAUUUACUUUUGUCUCAAAAAUCAAAUGAAUUCAGAGGGAAGUUGUUGCGCCUGCUUUUGUUUCAGCUGCAGGCAAGGGAGCAGCAGCAGGACACGGGGUGAGCCCGAGGGGAAAUCGUAGUUAAUGAUCGAUUUUUACAAAGGAAUGAGUCAUUUUGGAUAAUGACUUAAAAUUUUAUGAAAAAAUGUUCAGCACUUAAAUGUGCUUAUUCUGUUUUUAAGAGAAAAUAAAAUUUACAUACUGCUUAAAUGAAUGAAAAAAAAUUUUUUUCUUUAAAAAAAAUUUCUCCUAAAACUGUUGAUCUUGAAUCUUUGGGACCUGGUUUCUUCUUUAAGAUUUUUUAAAGAUUUUGUUGUGAUGGAUUUUUUUGCUUUUUGCUUUUUGCUUAAGUUGUGCUGACACCAAACAUGUCCAGUUUAUAAUCAGUACAUUGAAUAGUUGGUAUUAUUGAUGUAAAACCAAUGCAUAACUUUUAAUGGGUUUUUUUGUUUUAUUUUUUAUAAAGUGUGAAUAAAGGUGUGUUUACUCAUUUUUCCUAAACACUGUGUUGUAAUGUGCAUCAUGACAACGUCCAGCAAGGGCGAGCUGGAGCUGGAGCUGGUCGGACUGAGAAGACAAAGGAACUAACUGCGUGUCCUCUGAUCUGCGCUGUGGGCACCAGGUCAGAGAGCUUCAUGGAAGGGGCGGGAGCGGCACUUAGUCAUUCUGUGUUUGUUCGCGGAGGAUGUGUUCUUUUCAUAGAUGCUGGAACUAGAGUGCACUUGUUAGAUGCUAAAGGUUUGAGCUUUACGGACAAUGUUUUCAUCUGUAUUUGUUAUCGUCUUCACUAUAUUCUAAUUGGGGGGCAGGAUGGUAAGACACAACGGCCUGUUAUGUCUCGAAAAUAUUUGUUCUUGCCUCUUGGGGGCCCACUGUGUCGUGUGGGUCCCUUUGAGCAGCUUCUCCACCUUCCCGAGAUAGUGAUGAAUUGAACCGAGAGUGUAGAUUUACAACUGUAACCUUCAAAAGAGAAAGAAAUAUUUUGGGUCUGUAGGGAAUAAACAAUAACACCAAAAUAGAUUGUGAUACUUUUGUUAAACAAAGUUUUGUGUUUUAAAUAUUUCUAUGUCCUGAAUAAUUUCCAAUAAUCUAUACGCCCUAAAAAUGCAAUGAAAAGCUAGUACGUUGUCACAGUAUAGAUUUUUUUCAAAGAUUCUGUAACAAAUACACUUAAUGUGGUGUUGCCAUACUGUAAUUUCAUUGUUCUUGCUGGAUAAAUCCAUCUUACGAAUGUUUUACAGAAAACUUAGACUGUGUUUUCUGUUUUAAUGAUCAGAAAUUCAGAGGCACUCAGUUCCUUGCUGUAAAUCUCUUGAAGUACAGUUUACCCUGUUAGUGGUAAUUAUUUAUACUUUGAGGAUUUAAAUUAUGCUCAUAAAAAUUAAUUUGUGGCAUAAUUUAAACUAAAGAUGUAGAUAUAAAAUGUUGGUUGCAACUUGAAUCAUCCUAGAAGAUAGGCAAGGAACAUGUCCAAGAACUGUAUAGUUUUAUUUUUACCUGAUUUGGUGACAGCCAGGAAAACUUGAGUUAGCACUUUGAAACCUGAGGACAUUAAUAAUAGGGUGAAUGCACUUCUAAAUGUUGAAAUUAAAAUUUCAAAGCUCUUCUGAUAUGCAGGUUUUCACUAAUAAAUUUCAGCUUUAGUAUUCCUUUUUUUUUUUUUUUUUUUUUUUUUACUAUUUAAACUCAUGGAAUUUGUUUCCAUAGUGAUUUUUAAGGUUUGGGGUCAUGUCGUGUAAGGACAAAGCCACCCGAGGCAAGGCCAUAGCAGCAGCUUGUUCUCUCAGUGGACCGGUCAGAGUGCCCAGAACAAAGGCUGCAAAUGGUUCUCAAAGCACACCUUUAGCAAGUGUUUCUCCCACCCUAAACGGUAUUUCAGGAUGUUCACUUUCCUCUUCUCGUUGGUUACAUAAAUUUUAAUAACCAGUGUGUUGAAGUAGUAUCUAGUUUUUAUUCACAGUACAUUAUGUUGUGUAAUGCACUGGACUAAUUUUUGUUUACCAUUCAUGUAACGAAACCCAGCACAUUAUCUGCACUAAAGCUCAGAGAAUGUCGCAUUUGCCUAGGCAGCUCUUUGAUAAGGGUGAUGGGAGACUGAGUAUGUACCUAUGGACCAGAGGUGACAAGGGCUUUUACUGUUCUUUUCAGCGGAACCUUCUUGGUCAAAUUGUAACUAGCUAGUAUUAUAUUUAUAUACAGGGUCUCUUUUCUUUACCGAUGUAUUUUCCUACUCAUAGCCGACCAAUAAAUUCAAUAUCUGUUUCAAAUAUUUUAAGUGUAAUUUAUAUAGCUGUAAUACUGAGAUUUGAGAAAAAGAAAUGUUAAUCAGCAGACCACAUACUUAAAAUGCUAAGUCAUCUGGGACAGGGUUACAACUCACCCUUUGAAAGGGAAGAGUGGUUUGGGUCAGGCCAUAACAUUGUAGAAAUGGUAUAAACAUAAAGAUUUCCUUAAUGGCUGUGUUAUUCUGUGUUAACAUCUAUAUCUUUGCCAAAGUUCAGCUUUAUAUUUAGGCAACUGAUGGUCCUUCUGCAUUUAGGAUUGUUGUCGUUACCAUAUACCUCAUAAUGAGCUCGUAAGUCUUCCAUCUUUCGGAAGGAGGUUGACAUUUUAAAUAAAUGCUUUUAAAUAUAGUAGCGAACAUUGUGUUGGUGGGAUUAUACUAAUACAUUAAAUGUUUUACUUGUUACAUGUGUGUUUUAUUGUAUAUAAACUUUUAAAAUAUGUGACUUCUCAACUCUUCAGGAUAUUAUUAUCUCCAUUUGCU